Brachypodium distachyon (stiff brome) is the source of this 897-nucleotide messenger RNA. RefSeq lists its product as uncharacterized. The record is from RefSeq and is a predicted model, not a curated record. Gene Ontology annotation, cellular component: nuclear speck; cytosol. The transcript has 4 exons. The coding region runs from base 71 to 529 and encodes 152 amino acids. NCBI's taxonomy places the organism in Eukaryota, Viridiplantae, Streptophyta, Magnoliopsida, Poales, Poaceae. Gene Ontology annotation, biological process: negative regulation of double-strand break repair via homologous recombination; DNA repair; regulation of sister chromatid segregation.
UCUGCACAGGCUUGCCAGCCCCGACUUCUAUUUCAACUUUUCGAGACUCGCAGCCGCAAGGGAAAAAGAAAUGGAAGGACGACCUCGCGGCGGCGCCAUGGACUUCACGCUCGCGGCGCUGAAGCUCUUCGGCUCCCAGCUAGCAGGCUCCACCACGGCUCCCUCCUCCGAGGGCUCCUCCCCCGCACAGAUGCUCUUCGGCAUCCGCUUCCAGCGCGCCUGGCUCCAGGGCGUGAUCGUGCACGCGGACUACAGCACAGGCGAUGGGACACUUUCUCUGGAUGACGGCUCCUGCGUCACCGAGCUCAUUCUCCAAUCCAAACAUGCCGAGGGCCAGUCCUGGCGGCCAGGGAUGUAUGUGUUUAUAAUUGGGGCAUAUAUUGCCCCGGAGUCUUCAGAGAAUCUACCAAUGAUGAAGGUGCACAAGAUAGUUGAUCUCUCUGCGCAUCCCGACCGUGAAGCAAUGUGGUAUAUGGAAGUAACCGAGGCGUACAACUUCUUCUACUCGCGUGCUGGCUCCCCAUCUUGAGCACCGGUGCAUGUUUCUAUCCUGAUGCUUGGUUUCAGUGUAGCCCAUGCAUCCCCAACGGCAAACGCUCUUACAUAGCUGCCACUGCUUCUCUAGUUCCCUCUGUACCUGUGUCAUCGCCUGGUUCGCACCCUCGUUUGUUCCUUAUGACUCCUGCAUUGUUGUGGAGUGGUGCUGGCGAAAAGACCUAAAUCUAGCGAUUGUUUCUCUGUAUCUUACGAGCAGAGAGAGAGAGAGAGAGAUCUAUCUCUCUAAAUAUAAUCCUAGUUCUCUUGCUCUCUACAACCACAAGAGUUUAUUUAUCUCAAGAGACACUAUAUGGAUGUCUAAGUACGGAAGGAAAAUAAAGAAUGAAUUGAUUGUUCAUA